UCAGCAUUACAACAUGCUUUUAAAAUUGAACAGAAUGCGAUUUUUCACUAAAUCAAUUAAGUCUCGUAAGAGUAUUCAAAUUAAUGCAUCGUUACUUUACUGCUCAGAAUCUCGAAUAAUUAAACCAAAAAAUACAAUUGAAGAGAAUUUAGAAAAGAAAGUAAAAGUUUGGAUGAAAACGUACGAAGAUUUGUUUGGAAUAACUAGACUGUCAGAAAUGCAUGAAAAAGUGUUAGAACAUCAAAAUAAAGUGCAAGUUACACAGGAAAAGAGAAGACGAGUUCAAGAGGAAAUUUUUAUUGUUCAAAAGAAAUUACAAGAGAUGCAAGAUAUAUUACAUAAAACAUCAAUGGGAGAUGAUAUGUAUAUAUCUGUGGUUACACAGGUUCGUGAACUGCUGAAGGAACAAAAACGUUUACAAGAUGUCUUUUCUUUGUAUGAUCAAACUGAGAAAGAACAGCAAACGACACUAGCUUUAUCAAUAAAUAACAGUCAAGACCAAGAGAGGACUUACAGAGAAAAAAACAAAUACCUCUCUCUAAUUACUGGAAUUGUUGGAGGUGUAUUAGGAAUACUUGGUUCAAGUAUCAACAACUGGCGCCAUCGAAAAGAUAUAAAAAGUUUUGCUAAUGACAUCUUAAGCCAAGUGGUGGAUCUUCAAAAAACAAUGGACAGAAUUAAUUCAAUGUUUACGGCGGAUAAACACCUGUUAAACGUAGCUGAGGGUGAAGCAAAAAUGAAAGAUUUGGAAUCUGCAGUGAAAUUGCAGCAUGAAAUACUAAAUGAAACUGUUAAAAAGCUGCAGAAUUUGUUAAAUCAAAAAUACAAUGUUUCUGAACAUCAUGAAAACUAUUCAUCAGGCUUAAGUAUAGAAGAAAUACUUAACAAUUAUGAAACUAAUUUAGAUUCUAAAUUGAGGCAUUAUUCAUCUUUAAACAUUGGGCUCAUAAGUAUAAUCAUUUUAGGAUUUUUCAUUUAUUUAAAAAAUCAGUGAUGUGGGUUCUAGCAAUUAUAUGAAUUGAAUUGUUCAAUAGUAAAAAUUACUAUUGGCAAAAGAUAUAUAAAUAAGCAUAAAUAUUUAUUGUUAUUUUUGUACUAUUUAAUUGGAACAUAGGAAAUUUUAAUAAAAUUUAUUGUGUAAAAGUUCAGUUAGAGUAUCCUGAAUUUUUAAAUUAGCUGAAUGAAAUUCUGAAUUUUACUCAAUGUUGAAAUGCAAGCAUGUGUAUGUACAGCUAAUGAGAAAAGACGCAAAACAUUUUUUUUUAAAGUUUAAAAAACUGGCAGUUUUGCAAUGCUGUCUCCAAAUUUGCAAAAUUGUCAAACAAAAUUUCCUGAAUAAGAAAAAUUCUGGAGGGUCAAUAACCUU
This is a messenger RNA of Uloborus diversus, 1366 nucleotides long. RefSeq lists its product as uncharacterized. The transcript is spliced from 3 exons. The record is from RefSeq and is a predicted model, not a curated record. Bases 14 to 994 code for a protein of 326 amino acids. Lineage: Eukaryota; Metazoa; Arthropoda; Arachnida; Araneae; Uloboridae.